Messenger RNA from Abrus precatorius (Indian licorice), 1698 nucleotides. RefSeq names its product probable xyloglucan galactosyltransferase GT19. The transcript has a single exon. Gene Ontology annotation, molecular function: glycosyltransferase activity. Bases 4 to 1395 code for a protein of 463 amino acids. The record is from RefSeq and is a predicted model, not a curated record. NCBI's taxonomy places the organism in Eukaryota, Viridiplantae, Streptophyta, Magnoliopsida, Fabales, Fabaceae.
CAGAUGGUACCCCAACAAAACAAAACUUCAAACUCCAUUUCCCAUGUCUUCAGCACUCUCUUCUCGUCCUUGAAUUCCACCAUGCCAUCGUCGUCUCACGCGCUCCUCGCUCUUCUUUUCCUAUCCUCGCUCUCAAAACUAGCCUCGUCAGAAGCAGAGGCACGAAGGGAAUGCGAGAAGCGAUGGAUCCACAUAAGGAACCUCCCUGCGAGAUUCAAUCUUGAUCUGCUAGCAAACUGUUCCGAAUACCCACUCCUCGAUGACCUGUGUCCGUACCUAGCGAACCAUGGUUUGGGUCAGAAAACCCAUAACCGUUCCCAUAGUUGGUACCGAACCGACCCAGCCAUGCUGGAAUUGAUGUUCCACCGCCGAAUGCUGGAGUACCCAUGUCUCACCCAAGAUCCAUCUCUCGCCAAUGCUAUUUACCUUCCUUACUACGCAGGCCUCGACGCUCUCCGCUACCUCUACGGUCCCGAUUCCAACCUCACCGCCCAACACGGCCUUCACCUCUUUCACUUCCUCCAACACGACAACCCUGCUAUCUGGAACCGCCACAUGGGACACGACCACUUCCUCGUCAUGGCUCGUCCCGCAUGGGAUUUCUCCCAACCCCUCUCCAACGACCCUCCCAUUUGGGGCACUUCAUUUCUCGAGUUACCCCAAUUCUUCAAUCUCACCGCUCUCACUCUCGAAUCACGCGCCUGGCCCUGGCAGGAACACGCCGUUCCCUACCCGACGUCGUUUCAUCCUCCCAAUCUCGGUCUCUUCUAUUCCUGGCUCCAGCGCGUUCGCCGCUCUAAGCGCUCCGUUUUGGCUCUAUUCGUCGGCGGCGGAGGUGUCUCCGCCACGCCCAACAUCCGCCGCAGCAUAAGGACUGAGUGUGAGAACGCCACCGCGGAUUCCUCCGACUACGAUACGUUGUGUCAGGUGGUUGAUUGCUCCAACGGGAUUUGCGAGCAUGAUCCUAUCAGGUUCAUGAGGCCCAUGUUGCAGGCGACUUUCUGCUUGCAGCCUCCCGGGGACAUUCCCACGCGCCGGUCAACGUUCGAUGGGAUACUGGCCGGGUGCAUACCCGUUUUUUUUGAGGAUCUUUCUGCUAAGUCUCAGUACGGGUGGCAUUUGCCGGAGGCGGAGUUUGAGUCUUUCUCGGUGUUUAUACCGAAGGAGGAGGUUGUGUUCAAAGGGUUGAGGAUUUUGGAUGUGCUUCAACGUAUUCCCACGGCCAGGGUUAGGAGAAUGAGAGAGAGAGUUUUGGAGUUGAUUCCCAGUGUCGUGUAUAGGAAGCAUAACAGUUCCGCGGGGUUAAUGGCGAAGAAAGACGCGUUUGAUUUGACAAUUGAUGGUACUUUGGACAGAAUCCGAUCAAGGCUUGGGGAACUUGAUUUCGUUCUGUAAUUAUAGUUUUCUUGUUCGUUGUUGCUUUUGUUUUUUAUUUUUCUUUCCUUAUAUUAUAUAUAAUAGACAGGAAGAUAGAUACAUAGAUAGGUCGUAAUUGAGCAUUUAAGGUCGAAUUAGAUUUUUUUUUUUUUCUUUUUGUCAAUGAUCAAUAGUAGUAUUCAAUAGACCUUGACAAGGCCAAACCAGAAUACCUGCAGCUUCUAAUUGCAGGUUACUCUCUUGAAUUUCUUUCUUACUGGUCUUUCUACCUUUACAUGACUUCUUCGGUGGUUUCAGUAAAAAUGCAAACAACAUCACGAG